Molecule: messenger RNA, 3682 nt
Organism: Oppia nitens
Lineage: Eukaryota; Metazoa; Arthropoda; Arachnida; Sarcoptiformes; Oppiidae
Gene: Rich
Product: guanine nucleotide exchange factor subunit RIC1-like
Exons: 11
Coding region: 25-3630 (1201 amino acids)
Biological process (GO): intracellular protein transport; retrograde transport, endosome to Golgi
Cellular component (GO): Golgi membrane; Ric1-Rgp1 guanyl-nucleotide exchange factor complex; cytosol
Source: RefSeq, a predicted model, not a curated record
UGAAAGGUUAUAAUAAUAUCGACAAUGUAUUUGAUGUCCGGAUGGCCGCAAACAUUGGCCAACACCAGCCGUGUACACCAAGUAGUGGCCAAUACCGACCGGACAUUGUUUGCCACAUUGACCGCUGAUGAACUGGCCAUUUGGUACUAUCGACCGUCGGUCAAGAUUGUCGGCCAUCGACGAGACGCUGCUUCGGUCGAUUCGUUGGGCGCCAAUCUGGCGCUUGUCUGGCGGCCCGAUUCGACACUAAUUGUUGUCCAAACUGACAAACACUUUCUUCUCUAUUACGAUGUCCGACAAAAACAAUCGCCGGAUCAGCUAUUGCUACGCACUCCCAUCAAUUUUUCAUCGCUAUCGUUGAUGAGCCAACAAAUACCAUCGCUGGUACUCAUACUGUCCUCAUCGACACACAUAUCAUCGGGCAUUAUGUGUUUGAUGGCGGCUGAAGAAGAGAUAGUGUUGGCCACGAAAAAUGGAGAGCUGUGUGGUGUCAAUUGGGACGGAACUAUUGACCAAUCGUUUAUCUGGAAACUGACAUCGAAAUCAUUGUCGGCCACCGACGACAUCAAUGUGAUUGAUAUAAAAUACUCGUCAAUGAUCGGCGGCUUUGCCCUAGUGUUCAGCUGCGGUCGGCCAGCAUUUAUGCCACUACACCAUUCGUCGCCGAGCGAACCGACAACACCCGACGUUAUGGCCGGUAGUCCGCCACAGUUUGAGUUCAAUUCGAUGAUCCAAUUUGUUGCCGACGUCGACAAUGCCUGCUGCUGUGCGAUUAACCAUAAAUACCAAUUGCUGGCCUACGGACUGGCCAAUACCGACGGUGUUGUUUGUUGUUUAGACGACACACAAAAUGCUAUUAUAGUAACUCACAGACUAAUACUCUCUGCCGAUACAUUUCCCGAUGCUAGCUCACGAGCCGGUGCCAUGACUUGUAUUCAAUGGACACCCGAUUCUACUGUAUUGGCCACUGCCUGGCAAAAAGGAGGCUUCGCUUUGUGGUCAGUCUUCGGCGCUCUGCUGUCGUGCAGUUUUUCCUGGCAUUUGUCGCCAACCGAUACAUUCAAAUCCACUCAUUUUAUAGUUAGUUCAAUGACUUUUGGCAAAGAAGGAUAUCAUCUAUGGUUAGCCACUAAAAGUGUCAAUAAUAAUAAUAAUAAUACAGACAGUAGUAACGGUAGUAGUAGUAAUAGUGAGGACUGUCUAUUAAAUGGUGUAUCUAAGCUACCGAUGGUUAAGAGUAUCAUUGCAUCCAAUCCCAGUUCAUCCAUAAGAGAAGAAUUUGUUUUACUAAUAUCUGAAGAUCGACUGUUCAUUGGUUUCGGUGCCGUUAAUGUCAAUCAAGAUAAUAAUAAUAAACUAUCGCCACCGAUCAACAACAAUGAUUUUAUUGAUAAUUAUAGUACCGGUAAUAAUGCCAAUAAUAUUGCCGAUGAUAUAAUGCCAUCGACUAAUUGUUCAGGUAAAAUAUUUUGUGAACAACAACCGAUUGCUGUCGGCAAUCUCCAGUGGAUUAUAACAAAUAUGCCUCAAAGAUAUCUACUGACCAAUUGGCCGAUCAGAUACGCGGCCAUCGAUGAUAUGAACCAACACAUUGCUAUUGCCGGACGUACCGGUUUAGCUCAUUAUUCAAUGGCGCAGAGAAAAUGGAAAUUAUUUGGCAAUGAAACUCAAGAAAAAGAUUUUGAAGUUUGCGGUGGACUUCUGUGGUGUUUGGAUCACAUUGUGGUCAGUUGUUAUAAUAUGAUGGACGCCCGCUACGAACUGAGAACCUAUUAUCAUAAACACAAACUGGACAACCAGUUUGCCCGUAUCAUCAAAGUGGACAACGAAGUACUGGUUAUGUCGUUGAUGAAUACAAAUCUGCUGACUUAUCUCAUCGAUGGUAGUAUACAUCUAUACGAACUGGUCAACCACUACGAUAGCUAUAUGUCAUCACUGCAUAUAAUAUAUAAAACUGAAAUUUUGGUCAACAAUCUAAUAGUACCGCCCGAAUGUGUAACACUAUUAGUGUUAACCAAAUUACAAACAGAAUCAUCCAAAGAGCAGCUAUCGAUACUAAUGAAUAUUUGCGGUCGACUUUUACUACUAGAAAGAGAUGCCGAUAGUCAACAAUUAUCGACACUGAAUAGUAGUAGUAGUACUAGUAGUAGUAGUAAUAGCAAUAGUUAUAAUAAUAGCAAUAAUAAUGAUAACAAUAAUAUUAUUGAUAGUAAUAAUAGACAAAACAUGAGCCGUGAGCCGCCAAAAGAUCAGAAAAUGUUUUAUAAAAAAGUUUCAAUACUAGCGUCGGGUGUGGAAAAUGUUUGGCUAUCAAACAUAAAUGGCAAAUCAGAUCGGCCACAUCUAACCGAAUCCUUAUAUAUAUCGUGCGGUUGUCACGGUAUGGCCGUCUGGUUGCCAUUGUUGCCGCUGCCCGAACAGCAGACCACUAGCCAUAGUUUUAUGUCCAAACGAAUUAUGCUACCGAUUGCCACACAUAUAUAUCCGUUGGCCAUCUUAUUCCGCGAUGCCGUUAUGUUGGGCGCCGAAAAUGAUACAGUUUUGGGCUCAAAACACCUGCCAAUUGCACUGCCAUUUUCCGUUAUCUCCCGUACCAGUCAAGUAUAUUUGCAUCAUAUACUACGUGAACUGUUGCGCCGUAAUCUAGGUCUACACGCUUGGGAAGUGGCCAACAGUUGUUCAAAUUUACCAUAUUUUCCACAUUCUCUGGAACUGUUGCUUCACGAGGUACUCGAAGAAGAAGCUACAAGUUCGCAACCGAUUCCCGACGCACUGUUGCCCCGAGUUGUCGACUUUAUCCGAGAGUUUCCCGUUUUCUUGCAAACGAUAGUCCACUGCGCCCGCAAAACCGAGUUAGCUCUUUGGCCGCAUUUGUUUUCCAUUGUUGGCAAUCCUAAAGACUUAUUUCAAAAAUGUCUAUCUGAGGGACAGUUGGAAACGGCUGCCUCUUAUAUAAUUGUUUUGCAAAAUAUGGAAAAAACAUCGGUAUCCCGACAGUACGCUACACUAUUGUUAGACGCGGCCCGCAAUUCCGGUUGUCUAACUGUUGUCAAAGAUUUGGCCAGAUUUUUGCGUGCCAUUGACCAAUCGGAAUCGGAAAGCGGAGCACACGGCGGCCGUACGUCGACCAGUUCGAUGAAUGGACCACUUUUAUCAUCGCAACUAUCAACCGAUUCGAUGGGCGAUAGUUAUGCUACACAUGUGUCGCUUCAAAAAUCAGGCGCUGGUAGGGGAGAUACCGAUGCUGAUGAUGAAGUACUACAUCAUCAUCAACAACAACAACAUCAACAGCAGCAACAAUACAAUAUGAAACAAAUAAAUGGUGAUAAUCACAAUAGUGUUGGCGGUGGUGUUGGUAGCGGUAGUAGCGCUGGUGGUGGUGGUGUCGGUGGAGGCAAUAAUACGUCACUACUAGUAUCGCGAUUGAAUAGCAUUAAGAUCAGUGCCUUUCCGGGAACAACGACCAGAUUAACUGAUUAUAAUAAUACUAGUGAUGUUUCAUAUAAUUUCAAAUUAAACACUACUACUACUACUAGUAGUAGUAAUACCGGUAUCGGUAAUACCGGAGCUCAUACUACGGCUGACACCAAAUUAUAUGAUCAAAAUGUAAUUGGUCGUUCUAAUCAAUAAAUGAUUACCAAUGAUGACCUCAAAAUUUAGAGCUGGAUUAACUUAAUUAACC